This is a messenger RNA of Anastrepha ludens (Mexican fruit fly), 5548 nucleotides long. RefSeq lists its product as uncharacterized. Gene Ontology annotation, biological process: regulation of transcription by RNA polymerase II. NCBI's taxonomy places the organism in Eukaryota, Metazoa, Arthropoda, Insecta, Diptera, Tephritidae. Bases 252 to 3911 code for a protein of 1219 amino acids. Gene Ontology annotation, cellular component: nucleus. The record is from RefSeq and is a predicted model, not a curated record. The transcript has 5 exons.
GUACCAUUUUGUUUCCCUUUUCAUUCGAGUAAUCAAUUUCUCUGAUCAUAUUUCUCUCAACUUUUAUCGCGAUAAGUGGUCUAUAGCGAUAAUGAGCAAGAUCGAGUGUCAAGAACUAGAAUUAAGUUUUGUUUUUCAUUUUCUAAUAAGAAUGCAUUUUUAUUUUUAAUUGAUAAACGGAAUUAGUGAGAAAGAAAAUUCCUGAAGUGUUAGAUUUAUAACAGCAAAUUGUAUUCAGAUAGUGUGACGCAAUGGAUUUUUUACGUACAACUACAGUAGAAACAGCAGAGAAAAUUACACCAACAAAAGUAGUAUCAUCGAUGAGAACAAUGAGCACAGAAAAUGAUACCGCUCACAGAGAUUUUGAUCCACAUAUAAUUGAUGAUCAGUCCUCAACAUAUAACUCCAUUCCUUCAAAUUCUACGUCUGCAUCGUCUACAUCAUCCACAACGAUGUCACCUCAACUGCAAUUAGAAUUGCUGGAUAGCUUAGACGAGUUACCUACGGAUUUUUCAAUUAAAUCGGAUGAAUUUUCUCCAGCUCCAAGAACUACGCAGCAAGUGGAUACGAUUCAGAUGGCCUCCGAUACAGAGCAACAGUUACACCAACAGGUGCUCCACCAUUUAGGAUUAAGCUUAGCUCUAGAAGACACUACUGAUUUGGUUUAUCCAAUAUACAAUGCAAUAAUGGCGCAUGAGAGUGAUGAAACUAUGAAAAUUGGCGAAUGUGUAGGUACUGAUGUGCAAUUUUCGCAUGUCUCUUUAUCUUCGCCAAUUAACGCAAACUUUAGCAAUCCUGUCGGCGACGACGAUGAUAACGAUGCUGAUAAUUUAAUAAUGCGCUAUCUGAGCGGUUCAUUGGAUACUCCCGCAAUAUUUCUGCCCGACGUUCAAGUAUCAUCACCUUCAUCUAGUACUUGUCAAUCACAUAAUCAGGAACAAACACAGUCAUUGUCUAGAAGUGAAUUAUGUGAAACAAUGUUGUCACCUGCUCAAUUCCCGUUGAUGCCCCCAUUAUCCACGUCAUCUUUUAUAUCUCAUGAUUCAUUUGAAGACUCGCAGGUGCCUAUGAUAAUGCACCAGUUCCAUCAACAACCACAAGCCAUUCAAAAUUCAUCAAUUUUAGCUGCUGAGAGAAUAACUGCGUUUUCACCAACAAAUGUAGAUUUGAUGGACCCGGCCACUACAGAUACUUUCAUGAACACAAAACCUACAAAUAAUAAGAACACUGAUAUUUGCUUAAGAUUGGAGUAUAAGUUUCAAAACCAGCAACUAGUCCAAGUACAGCCUCCUACCGUGGUAGCAAUGAAUGUUCUAACGCCAGUACUUGCAACUCCCUUAAUGUGUUAUGCUCAAAUGCCUAUAUCAACUAGCAUGCAUGUGGACAGAUCGGAAGUGGACAACGCUGAUCUCACAUUGUUGUCUUCGCCGUCGUCGACAUCGAUUGCUUCUGAUCUUUUAGAUCGUCAGCAACAUAACCCGACAGAUAAUAACUUGAAAGAAAGUUACGUGGAAGUAAAUAAUCAACCCGAUGAACUUUCAUUAUGUAUACGCCCCGGUGCCUUGCACAAACAGAAAGGAGAGCCAACUCAUGCGACAGUUACUACUUUCGAGAACUCGGACGAUGCGCUUGGUCGUUACAAUUGUAACUAUGAAAACUGCAACCGCAGCUACAGCACUAUUGGAAAUCUACGUACGCACCUAAAGACACACAAAGGUGAAUAUCGCUUCAAAUGCACCGAAGAUAGCUGUGGCAAAGCUUUUCUUACGUCUUACAGCUUAAAGAUUCAUAUUCGGGUGCAUACCAAAGUGAAACCUUAUGAAUGCGAAGUAACGGGAUGUGAAAAGGCUUUUAAUACGCGCUACAGAUUGCAAGCCCAUUUGAGGUUACAUAACGGUGAAACAUUCAAUUGUGAGAUAUGUCAAAAGUGCUUUACCACUUUGAGCGAUCUGAAAAAGCAUAUGCGCACCCAUACGCAAGAGCGGCCAUAUAAAUGUCCUGAAGAUACUUGUGGCAAAGCUUUUACAGCUUCGCAUCAUCUGAAAACGCACAUUCGCACACACACCGGCGAACGACCAUAUCCAUGUGAGGAGACUAGUUGUCAGAAGUCCUUCAGCACUUCCCAUAGCUUAAAAUCCCACAAGAAAACACACCAGAAACAACGCAAUAGGCGUCAAAGUAAUCCGCUCAACAAUAAAGAACGCCGCUUAAAGAUAAAAAAAGAGCGUAAGCCGUCGUUGUUAAUAGAGAAUGGCGAAGGAAAGAAAGUUAUCAAAGUGGAAAGUGAUAGCAGCGGCUACAAUGAGGAACACACAUCGAACGGUGAGGACGAAAGAGAAGAAAACUCAUGUAUGGGAAGUGUGACUGGUGAUGGCAGCCUACCAUCGCUUAACACUGACAGUUUCAUCAAGUCGGAGGCAGUUGAAUAUAACACCGCCAAUUUAUUUGCUGUGCAAAUGCCAGAAGUGAAGAACACAGCUCUACCUCCUCUAGCGCCCAAACUUGAGUCAUUAUCUCUUCCAGAAACGUCGCAAGCGCUGCAGUUAGCAAUCGCCGCCGAAGAGGAAAUACCUGCGCCUUGGAUGAACGCAGGUGUUCUAAUUUCGAAACCAAUUAUACCGAUGGCGCCAGUAACCAACGCAUGUGUAGCAUUACCCACUGAAGUACCAAGCUUUGUGGAUUUACAACAAAGCUACGGCAAUUAUGGCAAAGCAGAAGUUGCAAUUAUGAGCAAUACUGAAUCAAUAUUAAACACUAGCAUGCCAACCUUACCCGAAUCUAGCGAUCCCUGCGAUUAUUUGGGUAUCAGUGAUCAUUGCACAUACAAAACAGAGAUUGCAGAUUUAUCGAACACACCCACAAACCAAAUGCAAACGAUGCCAGAGACACACAUGGAUAUCGAAUUUAAUAAUAUUGCAACAACGGUGGAAGCAAUAGGAGUAGGAGAGGCGAUCGCCGUAGACCAGUCGAUAGAUAUGAUGCCAACACAGGAGAGUAUUGAAGAACUUCUGAAGGAUGAUAUGCAAUAUAAUAAUGACGCAGAAGAUAUGGAAACUGAAUCGCUACUGAAUGAAAUAUUGAUGACUAUCGAUAACAAUACACGUCUGCUGCAGGAGACAUUACAACAGGCAAAGGAAGUGCCGGAAGACGCAAUGGGUCUAAUUGAAGUUGAUUUGAGAAGCGACAAACCAACCUUAAAGCAAAUAACUGCAGAUGCUGGCAUAUGUGGUUGCACUAAUUGCAAAUGCGACCAAACACAGGAUUGCCAAGGCGGUUGCACUAAUGAGACGCCUUGUGGCAAAAAAGGAAAUGGUACACAUAAAUGCUGCCAACACCAUCAUAAACAUCAGCAACGCUCGCAAAACGUACCAACUCAAAAAUUGGAAAUGGGCACAAAUGCAAAACCAAAAAAUGUAUAUCGUGGUAAUGAUUGCUGUAGCAAUAAAAAAGAGCGCUCCGCAACGAAACGUGAAGCAGACAUCAAUCAAAAUAUUGAAGAUGUAGCAUUACUGUUACAGAACUUAGCUGCCAUGGGCGACGGUAGUAGAGGCAGUUGUUGCGGUGGCGAUAAAAACACAUCGGGAGGUUGCGGUGCAACUAAUAAGGUCAAAUCAACUAGUCAAAUAAGUUCAGCAGACGUUAAUGUCAGUAGUUGUUGCGCUAAUAAAUCGGCUGCAGUUCCUAAAGCGCCUACGGCCACAAAUGCCGCCACAAGUGCACCACCACCAAAAUCACUUAAAAGUGCUUCUUGCACAUGCAAGAGUCCGGCUGAAGGUGUUGCUAAUGGCUGCUGCGUUAUCAUCUGCACCAAAACUCUGCAGGCUUUGCGUCGUGUAUUGACCCGAAAAAAUCUUAACUUGAUGGUGUGCCCGCAAACCCAGAACUGCACUUCUACAAUGACAAAUAAAUAAAUGCAUUAUUACUAAAUGACUUAAUAUACGAUAAAUGGGCGUAAUAAUUUUUCAAAGAUUUAACAACCUACGCAAGUCUGAAAAAUAUUUGUUUUUUAAUCAAAAUUAUCUGGAUUAACCGCUUCAUUAUAACUUUAAUAUUGUUUAACCAAGUAUGCAUAUUUUUACAAAACGUAAGUAAAUAAAAAAUACAAAAAUUAAAUUUAAUUCCUGAAAUUUAAAAAAAUAAUUGACUCAACUUUGUUAAGCCACAAAAUUAAAAUUUCAAUUAGUAAUUAUUUUUUAAACUAAUCGCCUUUACAAAAUAAAUUUAUCGAUCUACACAUUCGCCAUUUUCCCUUGGAGUUACCCAUUUCAGCCUUAAUCGAAGUGGGUACUCCGUAGUAUUCGAAAACAAUAUUGUGUUAAUAUUAGUUUGGGGAAAAGUAAAUGCAUUAUUUUUGCGUAAAAAUUUUGGGCAAAUAGUUUAAAAUUGGUCGAUCUUUAGCUCCUUGGCGAUGCUACGACUAUUAAUAUGCCGAUUAACUGCGCUUAUUUCUAUGAUUUUAAUAUUUUGUUUAACAUCAAAAAUGCCUGAACGGAAUCGAUGAAACAAAAAUUGCUGUUACAGUAUCAGCACCAUGAACACCAUUCACAAUUUCUACUACCUGGCUAGCAUUUUCGCCUCGAAUUUUCUCUUUGUUGACUUCCAUUGUUAACACCCUGUAACUCACAACUAAAUGGAACGAACAAACAACAGCAAUCCAAUUUUUUUAGUGUGAAAUGUCACCUUGACAACGAGCAGAAACUUUAAAUUAUUUCAUCAAUACUUUACGAGAUAUCAAUCACUACAGCCAUCUAUCGAGAAAAUAAAUAAAAAUUCGUUUUCCCCAAACUAAUAUAAUAUUUGAAAUUCUUUGCUAAUUUUAGGAUUUUGUAUUUGAAUUCAUUCAGUUUUAUUCUCACUUUCAUAUAUUUUACAUAAUAAAUACAAUAUAAAACCAUUUUAUUUAACAAUGCAUACCAGCUUCAAUAGGAUGAAAAUAUUUUGCACAUGACUGGUCAUAAUUGUGGAAGUAGUUAAUUCAAAACGUGCCAUAAAUUUUAACCGCACUUUUUAAAUACAAUGUAAGCAUGUAUAUCUGUUUGUACAUAUAAGUAUACAAAUAUCAUACAUUUAUAUUUAAGUCUAAAUUAAAUAUUAAUGAAAUGGCUAACAAGUACAUUUUUAAAUUGCGGUUUAAAUGAAAAAGGAUUAUCAAGAAAUUAUUUAUCCGCUAUCUUAUUGCCAUCUAUCAUUUGGAAUUGUAAUUUCCAACCUAACGGCACAAACUUUGUAAAUGUAUCUCAUAAACCAAAGUACUUUAUUUGAUUUUUUUUUUAUUUUAAGGUUAGUCAACCAAAGUGCCUGUAUUAUGUAUUAAUAUAUUUAAUAAUGGAUUGAUUUGUAUUUUUUUAAACUGUUUGCUUUUAAUAAAAACAAAAAUUAUGCAAUUUCAAUAAAAUUUUGCUUGAAUAUAAAACUGUACGAAAUAAUAGUAGGUGAGAUAUGAUUAUAAUUUAUGUUUGUAUUUUAUUUUAUUUAUAAAUUCUCCAGCUAAUUCGUCAAAUCAUCAUUCGAAUAAAUACAAAUUUUGCCAACAUAUCCCGCUCAGUGA